Messenger RNA from Vigna unguiculata (cowpea), 1102 nucleotides. RefSeq lists its product as uncharacterized. NCBI's taxonomy places the organism in Eukaryota, Viridiplantae, Streptophyta, Magnoliopsida, Fabales, Fabaceae. The record is from RefSeq and is a predicted model, not a curated record.
UGUCCCUCUGUACCACAGUUAGUCAGAGAUGCUGUUCUUUCUUUGUCAUGUCCCUCUGUCUCAUCAUUUCAAUGUCUCCUUCAUCAUCUCACUCUAACAUACCAUACCACUGCACAAAUGCUACCCAUCACACUCUCUCACUUGUUGUGACUACUGCAACCGCUCCAUGCAUCUUUUCUCUCUCAUCAGAGUAAAAUUCAUAAACUAAAUAACUCGCUUUCUCUCACUCUUUUCUGUCUUCAUUAGUUAAUGAGAAAGAUAGAGCUACCAAAAAGUAGUGCUGCAAAAUUUAUGGUGUGAUGAUGGGUGUUGAAGCCACAGCUCCAACGGUGGCACCCUUCAGAUCAGACCAUUGGAAGCAAUUUGAUGAUUCGGUGAAUGCCGUGGCUUUUGGGUUUGUUGCCACUGCCAUCCUCAUUUCUAUGUUUCUUCUUCUGGCUAUCUUUGAGAGGUUUCUUAGACAAAGAUCAAGUGCUGCAACUCCGAUAGAUCUUGAACACCAAAUCGACCGCGGUGGAAAGUUGGAAAAUCUAUCACCCAAGAUGAGCAUUUAUGGAAGAGGUGUACUAGUGUUGAUGCCUGGAGAGCAGAUUCCUUCGUUCAUUGCACUUCCUGUUCCUGCACCAUGUCGCCGCGAACCCAUGUCAUGGCCUAUUCAACACAGUUCAUGUUUCCUUCCACCUUUAGCAUCAAUGGCAGACAUUAAUUAACCUAACAAGUAACUAGAAUAUGAUGUGUUUCAUCGUCCCUUUUGAACUGGGGCAAGAAUUGAGGUCAGAAGUCAUAGUUGAAAUCAUUUUCCUCUCUGAUCAAUUAGGUGAUUCUACUUAGAGAUAUUAUAGAAUAUGUGUAUUAUUAGAUUUGAGCUUAGUUAGAAGCAAUUAAUCAACUCUAAAACUUGACUCGGAUCUAACAAUUUGUACAUAUACGAUGUUAAACAAUUGCAUUGUAAUUUCCGAUGAAAGUGUCUUCCAAAAAGCAUGAAAUUUUGAGAAGUUACCUUUUCCAAGGAAGUUAUGGUUAAAGUUAGAUGCCUUUUGUGAGUUAUCAUGCUGAGUUGCGUGGUGCUCAAGCUGUUCAUGGAUUUGUUGUUUUGAGAUCA